AUGGAAAAGUUUGACAAAAACCAGUAUCAAGAGUUAUUGGAACUAGAGAAACACGAAGGCGUGUUUCUGAAUAUAACGGAAGAUGAAUGUUUUAUUUGCAAUAACAUGACCCCUCCAGGCGAGGGCGUUAUGUUAAAGAACUGCUUGCAUGGUUUUUGCAGAGCAUGUAUCAAGCAAUCGUUGUUCCAAACAGCCACCAUGUCCUGUCCGUAUCCCAACGGUCAAUUUGAAUGCGAAGGCAAUUUGUUGGAAUGCGAAGUGCAAGCUAUUCUUACAGUUGGUGAAUACCAGGAUUUUUUGAACCGUCUUUUUGCCUCCGUUGAUUCGGAUGUGCAACCGGCUAACAUCGAAGACGAUGCGAACUUGGUCGUUGCUUUAACGGACGCAUCGGUACUACCGUAUCAUGCAGCGUUUGAAUGUCCCGUUUGUUUCGCCGAAAUCGGUGCCUAUAAGGGCUUAAUUGUACGGGAUUGUUUUCACACAUUUUGCCGUGAAUGCUUAGCUGGUUCAGUAAAACAUUCAAACGAUGCAGUUGUACGAUGCCCGUUUCAAGAAAAUGGAAAGGCUUGUGAAACUAUAAUUGAGGAUCCAGAAAUUAAGCAGCUGGUUGACGAAACAGAUUAUGACGUUUACCUAAAGCGGUCACUGAAAAAAGCCGAAAGUGCGGCAGAAAAUGCUUUCCACUGUAAAACACCCAACUGCGAUGGGUGGUGUAUAGUAGUGGAUGAAUCAGCCACUAUUUUUCAGUGUCCAGUUUGUGUAGCUGAUAAUUGCUUGCGUUGCAAGGCUAUUCAUAAUAAUAUGACCUGUGAGGAAUACGGCGAUGGAAGCUAUGAAAACCAACUAUCCGAGAUUGCAAAAAAAAACUUGGUUGCUGCCAGAGUAGCAAUGCCUUGUCCAAAGUGCCAUAUAUUGAUCGUAAAAAAUCAGGGAUGCGAUGGUUUAAACUGCACAAUAUGCAAGACACAAAUCUGCUGGGUUACUAGAGGACCACGCUGGGGUCCAGGUGGUGCGGGCGACAUUUCUGGUGGUUGUCGGUGCAAUGUUAAUGGCCAGAAGUGUCACCCAAAUUGUGCAAAUUGCCAUUAA
Molecule: messenger RNA, 1089 nt
Organism: Sabethes cyaneus
Lineage: Eukaryota; Metazoa; Arthropoda; Insecta; Diptera; Culicidae
Product: ranBP-type and C3HC4-type zinc finger-containing protein 1-like
Exons: 3
Coding region: 1-1089 (362 amino acids)
Biological process (GO): protein linear polyubiquitination; proteasome-mediated ubiquitin-dependent protein catabolic process
Cellular component (GO): LUBAC complex
Molecular function (GO): ubiquitin binding; ubiquitin-protein transferase activity; zinc ion binding
Source: RefSeq, a predicted model, not a curated record